AUGUCUAAUAAGGUUGGAAUUAUUUGCGAAGGGAGGCAGCGAAAUGUGCACUGCCAUAAACCAGUGGUCUACCUUUAUACCCCAGUAUUUCCGGUCCUAUGUGCCGGCUUGGGGAUCCUGGCGUUCGUUUCGGGGUAAGUGAUGGCUGUAUCUUUGCCCGUUAUUACAAGGGAAGUAGUCCAAGUCCCGUCGCCCAGAUUUUCUUUGAAUUUUGCACAUAUUUCGGGCAUAGGCCACGUAUCAAUUAGUGAAAAAUUUAGCUCGCGCUUUGCAGGCGCAGCCGAGAUAUUCAACGAUCUUUGCGGCCGAGAGAGUACGGAAAACGCGGAGAGCGGUCAGAGAGAAAAACACUUUUGGCCGUAUCACUGUUAGUUUCGUCUCGAAGAAAAUUGAUUUUUUUGUGCAAAUAUUACACUCUGAGGUGGAAAUAGUCAUCACUUUUCAUCCCUAAUAUCUCAAAAAACAAAUUUUUUACCAAGUUUUGACCUUAAAAUGUCAGUCGUUUCUGCAAAGCGCGGGCUAAUAGUAAAAGCCUGUUUUUUCAGCUAUGUAAUUGCUGUCCUCAAUGACCACGAGGAAGCAUGGUUUUCGAUGAUCAGUGAUGGAGGAACGUUACCGCCGGAGAGCUGCAUUUUCGGGCUUCUCCUCAGUUUCUCCAACUUUUUCUGUAAGUGUAGCCCACCUACAGCGGCGGACUUGAUCCAGUGGCAAAAAACGUGCUGUUUUGCAUCCGGGAAGUAUCAAAAAAAUGCGGCAAAAUACCUCCAUCUCCAAGUUUAAAAACUUCGAUUUCUUAACACGCCCUUCAAAAAACAGUUUUUUUUUGAGUUGAAGAGGGAGGCAUUUUGCCACAUUUUUUGAUACUUCCCUGAUGCAAAAUGGUACAUGUUUUGCCACUGGAUCAGGUCCAUCACUGUAGUCGUCCCGAAACCAAAUUUUUAUCCCCAUUACCAACCCCGUUUCCAGGGUAUCUGACCUGUUUCGCGCGGCAUUGCCAGCUCAUUCAGUACGUGCACUAUCAUCGCGGUCCUGAGACGAAGUUCCGCGGCGUCAUCUGGUUCAUGCUGAUCACAGGGCUUGCGUCGGGCACAGGGACCGCGAUUGUCGCCUGCUUCCAAGAAGGCGGUACGCCAACCGCCCACGGCCUCGGCGCGUUGCUCUCGUUCUUCGCUGGCAUGAUCUAUAUCUGGUGUUAUGUGGCCAUAUCCGUGGUGAUUCGUCCGUCGUUCGCGCCGAAGUGGCUGACGAUCGCGAGGAUUGUUGUGACGACGGCCGUGACUUCAGCGCUAAUUAUGCGUAAGCAUCGGGGCCAAGUUGCGGAUAUAAAAGGGGCUACGACUUUUCGGGUCAACGACAGUUCGGGUCGAUGAAACUUUGGGUUGCAUUCGUCGGUGCGUGCUAUUUUUUGUGCAAACGCGCCAAGAAAUGGACAGAUAUAGGUUUAGGACUGCGCACUAGGUUAAUUAUACCGUGAAAAUAGGACUAAUUUUAAGGAAUAGCAGCUUGACCGAAGGGCCAAGUACGUGAAGCAAGUCGAACGGGGGAGCCUGCUCUUGGUAAAAAUUCCCUUUUUGGACAAAUUCCAUCUUCAUUCAGAAAUUAUACCUUGAACAUUGGCGAAUUAGAAAAAGCGGACAUAUUGCAAGCCUUCGACAAGUCUCCGCCGACAAUCCAACGGCUUUUGCCUAUAAGUCUUCGCCGAGCGUCCGCGGAACAUCUAACGGCUUUGCCGGGACUCGUAGGUACCUCCGACGACAUUUUCGCGGGCGUCUGUCUGUCCUACCCCUCGGAUCGAUUGAUUUUGUCUUGACCCGAGCUGUCGUCGGCCCGAAAAAUCGGGGCGCGAUGUAUUUCGACAGUGCUUCAGAUCAAAUUUGCAUGUUCAUCGAACCAUUUGUCGAGAAGUUGCCCGACGGCUCCAAACCGCCACAUCCGGAGGCCAUGGACGGGGGUAUUUACAGGAUGAAGCCGGGAGAGCCCGUAAGUGCGCUAUAAAUAUGAUAUUUGUCUGUCGGGAAAAUUAUGAGCGCAAUGUGGCUGGCGGCCCUCGUCGAAUUGAAAAGAAAUUUGAUUUUUUCGGUUUGUUUUCUCGGCGGCGAUACUACUCUCGAUGCAACGAGAGUAGUAUCGUCGAGAAUGCUCAUCAUUUUCCCGACAGACUGAUAACUCCUUCUAGUACUACCUGAACCAUCUGAUCGCCUGCAUUUCCGAAUGGAUUCUCGGAAUCGGCUUUUUCGUUAUCAUUGGAUCGCUUUGCUACGAGCUGAACACAUUCGAACUCAACACGUUGACAAAAGAGGACGAGAAAUAUUUGUUUGAAGAGAAUAGAACUCCAGUUUUGGUAUCACACAACCUAAAACAUUAG
Messenger RNA from Bursaphelenchus xylophilus (pine wood nematode), 2365 nucleotides. NCBI's taxonomy places the organism in Eukaryota, Metazoa, Nematoda, Chromadorea, Rhabditida, Aphelenchoididae. The record is from the annotation of a GenBank genome assembly.